AUGGGUACUAACAAAAAAUUUAUUAAUAAUUUAAGGUUUAAGCCCAUUAUGAAAAAUCGGAAUGUUUUAUUAUUGUUAAUUGGAGUAGCAAUAAAUGCUUCUUCGGCCUUGGGAACACCAUAUAUGGACUUGGAAUAUGUAGUUGGGGGAGAAAAAAAGUCUGGAAGAGUUACUUUUGAACUAUACUGGAAUGAAGCUCCUAAAACAGCUAGAAAUUUCUAUGAACUUGUAAAGGGAACAGAAAUUGGAGAUGGAUUCUAUAAGUAUGAAGGCAGUCUUUUCCACCGGAUUAUUCCGGGGUUCAUGAUGCAAGGUGGGGAUAUCCUUAUGGGAAAUGGAACAGGCUCUAUUUCCAUAUAUGAUGGAAAACCUUUUGCAGAUGAAGAUUUCAUAAAAACUCACGACAGCAUUGGAAAAUUGUCUAUGGCUAACAGCGGGCCCAACACCAAUGGAUCCCAGUUCUUCAUCACAUUUGCCCCCCAGCCUCACCUUGAUCGUAAGCACGUCGUGUUUGGAAAUGUCAGUGAAGAGUCCAUUCCCUUAAUAAACGAUAUACAAAGAGUGAAUACACGCCAUGCUAGACCCGUAAUUCCGGUGAAAAUAGUAAAAUCAGGGAUAAUAGAAGAAGGUGGAAAGGAAUAUCUUUAA
Messenger RNA from Encephalitozoon romaleae SJ-2008, 648 nucleotides. Its product is annotated as peptidyl-prolyl cis-trans isomerase. The record is from RefSeq and is a predicted model, not a curated record. NCBI's taxonomy places the organism in Eukaryota, Fungi, Microsporidia, Unikaryonidae. Bases 1 to 648 code for a protein of 215 amino acids. Gene Ontology annotation, molecular function: peptidyl-prolyl cis-trans isomerase activity. Gene Ontology annotation, biological process: protein peptidyl-prolyl isomerization; protein folding. The transcript has a single exon.